Amaranthus tricolor (Joseph's coat) is the source of this 802-nucleotide messenger RNA. RefSeq names its product glutaredoxin-C11-like. Bases 118 to 426 code for a protein of 102 amino acids. The transcript has a single exon. NCBI's taxonomy places the organism in Eukaryota, Viridiplantae, Streptophyta, Magnoliopsida, Caryophyllales, Amaranthaceae. The record is from RefSeq and is a predicted model, not a curated record.
UUCACUUAUAGUUCAUAAAAACAAACACUUUCUAGAGUUAUUUUUCUUGCUUAUAUUAAACCCAUAAAUAUUUCUACAUCAAAAAAAAUCCAUAAAUAUUUCUCAUAAAUAAGAGAUAUGGAAAGAGUAAAUGAGUUAGCUAAGUCAAAGGCAGCAGUAAUAUUUGCUAAGAGUUCAGAUUGUAUGUGUCAUAGCAUAAAGACAUUAUUCUAUGACCUAGGAGCCAGUCCGGCGGUCUACGAAAUCGACCGAGACCCGAGAGGUCGAGAAAUCGAGACCGCAUUGCAAAGGCUUGGGUGUAAGCCCACUGUUCCAGCCAUAUUUAUUGGUGGUAAGUUUGUUGGGUCUGCUAAAGAUGUUCUUGCUGCUCAUCUAACUGGCUCUCUCAAAGACAUGCUUAUUGCUGCUAAGGCUAUUUGGUUCUAACACUAUUUAACCAAAAUAAUAGGAUUAGACCUAUAUAACGGGUCGGAUGCAGGCCGGGUUAGGUGGGGCUCAAAUAAAUAUGGGCUCUAAUUUUAGGACGUAGAGUAAACACUUUUUUUAGUGCCUAAAAAAAGGAGCGUAUAGACUCCAAUUUGUAAAGGGUGGAUUUCAACAAUCAGUUUAAGUUUUUAAUUGAGUUGAUAUCUUAAUAUGGUAUCAGAGGUCUACGUGAUAGAAGUUCACAAUUAAGCAUGCUCUUCAAGGGUUUUCUUUUUUUGUAAGCUCUUGAUACUAGCAGCAUUUUGUGACAACAAGGACAAUGUACAUAAGAAUGAAUGGAAAUAAAAAAGCUAAAUGUAUAUGCUUUUAUGUCUAA